Molecule: messenger RNA, 513 nt
Organism: Capsaspora owczarzaki ATCC 30864
Lineage: Eukaryota; Filasterea; Ministeriida; Capsasporidae
Exons: 5
Coding region: 1-513 (170 amino acids)
Source: RefSeq, a predicted model, not a curated record
AUGGAGUGGAGCUCAUCAUCAUCGCACGCCAACCCAAGCAAUCAUUAUAAUGCGAAUCUCACCCAUGAGCGCGAUCAGAGCGUGUAUGGCUCCAUGGACGCGCGCGCCUCGUCGCUGCUAAACACGGACGACGCGGGCCUUGCGACGACACUGCUGACGGCGUCCAUCACCGACGCGGCCGCAGGGAUUUCAUUCUCGCGCAACCAGUGGUCGUUGCAGAUGCAGGAAGCGACGGAAGCUCUGGAAGCGCUUCAGAAUCAAUCCAGGCACUAUCGUCAACUGAUCAGCAGCAUGGACCUGAACCAUCGCAAGCUGGACUUUCGUACAGCAGAGUUCCGCUACCACGCCAAGCUCUUUGAAGUUGAGGCGGACAAGCUUCGCAAAGAGCAUGAACUCAACUCAGAGGAGACCAUGCAAAUCACCCUGCUCCUGGAGCGAUGGAAGCGAGAGUUUGAAGUUGAACGUCGGCGCGCGAACAAGGCUGCCGGUGGCAAGUCUGGCGGGACACUUUGA